Messenger RNA from Rana temporaria (common frog), 723 nucleotides. RefSeq names its product mucin-5B-like. The transcript is spliced from 4 exons. Lineage: Eukaryota; Metazoa; Chordata; Amphibia; Anura; Ranidae. The record is from RefSeq and is a predicted model, not a curated record. Bases 182 to 628 code for a protein of 148 amino acids.
CCGCACCCAUCUCCACUCAUCUCCUGUAUGGCCACACCCAUCUCCUGUAUGGUCACACCCAUCUCCUGUAUGGUCACACCUACACCUCUCAUCCUAUAUAAUCCUGAGCCGGGCCAUACCUGAUACAGGACCCGACGACUACGACUACCCCACACAGGAAACUGAUAAAGUCUUGGUGAUCAUGGGGCCGUCCUCUGCAUUCCUUCUGGCCCUAAUUGGUGCCUCCUUCAUACUAAUAAAUGCUGGACCAGUCACUGACCCUCAAUGCCCAGGAACACAUGAAUAUAACUCCUGUGGGUCGGCCUGCCCAGCAAACUGCAGCCACCCCAUCCCCCCUCCGUGUAUUGCGAUGUGUGUGAAGGGGUGUUUCUGCAAGAAGGGCUACUUGGCGCAUGGAAAUGGAGGCUGCGUCAAAGAAGAGGAAUGCAGAGCUUGUACGGGGAACAAAGCGUACACCAGCUGCGGGAGCGCCUGUCCCGCGACGUGCAGCAACUGGAAGAAAAACCGCGUCUGCACCCUGCAAUGUGUCAGCGGGUGUUUCUGUAAGCCCGGAUUUGUGAUCCUGAGUGAGGGGGGUGAAACCCGCUGCGUCCAUCCCGGGGAUUGCCCCUCUGCUAAAAAACAAUGAACGGUGGAUUACAGGAGGAUGCUAAUAUAAAUACAGGCUCUGGUAUUUAUACUACAGUGUAAUUAUUUGUAACAAUAAAUAUGCAAAUAAAAAAA